This is a messenger RNA of Chanos chanos (milkfish), 1571 nucleotides long. It is a transcript of the gene r3hdm4, whose product is annotated as R3H domain containing 4. The coding region runs from base 147 to 908 and encodes 253 amino acids. Gene Ontology annotation, molecular function: nucleic acid binding. The transcript is spliced from 8 exons. The record is from RefSeq and is a predicted model, not a curated record. Lineage: Eukaryota; Metazoa; Chordata; Actinopteri; Gonorynchiformes; Chanidae.
UUAGCUACCCACUCCAGCUAUUUUUAGCUAGUGGGUUUAACAAAUUUAUCUUUCUACUUGUGUUUUAAUUGCUUUUUUUCCUCACUUUUUUCCACUGUAGCCUAAGGCCGUUUAUAUCUGUAGUGUUCACUGCGCUUAUUUUCGAGAUGGUUGUGUUGAACAACAAUAACAACGGGGAGCCGGAGCUUAUCCUGAUCGAGGAGCGUUGCAGCUCUCUGCCUAGCUCCCCUGCCAAACGCGUCUCACCUGCCAAGAAAAAACAGUUCUUCAUCAAUCAGGCCAUACGCAAUUCCGAUCUCACCCCCAGAGCCAAGGGCAGGAAGAGCCUCCGGCGUCAGGAGAACAACCGUUAUCUGGCAAAUCUCCUGGAGAGGGAAGAGUGUUCCAAAGAUGAGGUGGAGACAUGUGAGACUGCUUCCCCCACCAUCUUCACCGAGGCCUGCACCAACGGAAACUACGUGGAGUACUGGAGUGACUUCAUGAACCGCUCAGGAGAAGAGCAGGAGAAACUGCUGGUCCUGCUAGAGGAAGAGGCCAAAAAGACCAGCACCAAAACGUCCAAAGACCAGAGGGACGAGAAUCCUGCCUUCAGCGCUCAAGACUGCUUCCAGAGGAUCGACCGGAGACUUCGUGCCACCCUGAAACGCAAACAGAUCCCCAUUAGAACUCUGGAGAUGCUGGAGGCUGAUCUGCUUCGCUUUUUCGAGGCUCAGCCACACUCUGUUUACAUCACCAAUCUGCCCAGCAGUUACGAGCGUCUUCUGCUUCAUGCUGUCUGUCAGUAUAUGGACCUGGUCUCUGCAAGUUCGAACCGUAACGGAGCUCGACAGACGAAGGUGGUGAACAAACAGGAGGAGUUCCUCCCCCCGUCUCCGUUGCUCUCUGCUUACCUGGAACAGCUGAGCUGAGAGAGGGGGGGGGGGACACGCCACUGCCACUCAGCCUGGCCAGUAUGGAUCACAGAUGCAGCUUUAAAAGAGCUUUAUUCGAAGGCAUGGCCCUUAAAAGCAGUCAAAGAGCUGAACACGGGCCGCUGUCCUACCAUACAGGGCUAAUGAUAUCAAUUAGCUGCCUAGUAGUUACCUUUCAGCACAAUGGAUUUGCUGUGUUAGAUAUUUAUAGUUGGGGUUUAGCGUACGUACUGGAAAACUCGUCUGACUUGUCGCGUCGGCUUUCGUACUAGCCAAAUAUUUCCUAUUUAUGUCGUCAAACAAUAUAUCUUAUGCUUCACCUUCAGACCAGAUAUGUGUGGUUUCGUCACUGGAAGCGCUCUCUUCGAAGUGCCUCAGUUUUGGUUUCAUCUAAACAUUUUAUAAAUACAUUCAUGUAGUAUGGUUCAACAAAUACUUUAAAAUGGUGUCACACAUUAAUGACUUGUACAGUUUAAUGAUCAAUUAAGAAAAGAAAAAAGAAAGAAAAAAAAACACACGGUACAUGCAUUUAUAUACAUAUGUAUAGCACAUCCAAAUCUGGAAACAUGCAUAUUUAUAAGAAGUUUAUUAGCUAUGUUUCGUAUGACAUUUUUAAAAAUUCUUUUUUUUUUUUUUUUUUUCUGUAAUUCUUUGGCUUCA